AUGGACUUGGCCAAUGGGAGUUCCUCACAAAACGUCAUCCUGCUGGGCUUCUCAGACCAGCCCUGGUUGGAGCUGCCCCUCUUUGUGAUCUUUCUGGUCUCCUACAUCCUGAUCAUCCUGGGAAACUUGACCAUCAUCCUGCUGUGUCGGGUGAACUCACGACUCCACACCCCCAUGUACUUCUUCCUCACCAACUUCUCCUUUCUAGAUCUCUGUUACACCACCACCACCACCGUCCCUCAGAUGCUAGUCAACUUCGCAGCACACACAGAGCCAUCAAGCUAUGGCGGCCGUGUGGCUCAGCUCUUCAUCUUUCUGGCUUUGGGCUCCAAUGAAUGUAUCCUCCUGAUGGCCAUGUCUUCUGACCGCUUCGUGGCCAUCUGCCAACCCCAGCAUUACUCCACUAUUAUGCACCACAGGCUUUGCUUCCAGCUAGUAGCCAUCUCAUGGUUUAGUGGGGUCAGCACCUCAGUGCUCCAGUCCACAUGGAUGCUGAAGAUGCCCUGCUGUGGCUGCCACCGAGUGAAUCACUUCUUCUGCGAGGUGCCUGCCCUGCUCAAGCUCUCCUGCGUCAAUACCGUGACCAAUGAGUCAGAGCUCUUCUUCAACAGCUUCCUCUCCCUCCUGAUCCCCAUGACCCUCAUCCUGAUCUCCUACUGCUUCAUCGUCCGGUCCAUGCUGAGGAUCCCACUGGUGAAGGGCCGCCGUUGGGCCUUCGAGCCCUGUGUUUCUCACUUGCUGGUGGUUUUGCUCUUCUUUGGGACAGCCAACUACAUGUACCUGCAGCCCCUGUCCCCCAUCUCACUGGAGCGUGGAAAGAUGAUCUCUCUCUUCUAUGGGAUCAACACUUCCAUGUUGAAUCCCAUCAUAUACUCUCUGAGGAAUAAGGAUGUGCACUGUGCUUUCCUGGGACUUGUGUCUAAGGUUCCCUCCCUCAAGGUGUGA
Messenger RNA from Tachyglossus aculeatus (Australian echidna), 945 nucleotides. Its product is annotated as olfactory receptor 2B2-like. Gene Ontology annotation, molecular function: olfactory receptor activity; G protein-coupled receptor activity. Lineage: Eukaryota; Metazoa; Chordata; Mammalia; Monotremata; Tachyglossidae. The record is from RefSeq and is a predicted model, not a curated record. Gene Ontology annotation, cellular component: membrane. Gene Ontology annotation, biological process: G protein-coupled receptor signaling pathway.